AUGCCGGGAAUUAAGAUUACCGCCUGGCGGGGUAGAGGCAACCCUGCCCAAUGCCAUAGGUGUCAGCAGUUCAGACACUCCAGCAAGAACUGCCACCGCCCAUUGACCUGCGUGAGAUGCGCUGAAGAGCACCUCGCGCGCGACUGCCCUGUCCCCCGCACCGAGAGGCCGCAGUGUGCCAACUGCAGAGGGCAACACGCGGCCAAUAGCAAAAAAUGCCCGGUAUACAUUGCCGAGGCACGAAACAAGCAGGCUGGCACGAUUUCCCGAACCGGUGCCGCCCGCCCUACCCGCCCUAUCCGCCCUGACAUGACACCUUCCCUCCCGGAGCAGGAGAUGCCCCCGCCCCCGCCUUCCGCCACCUCACUCAUGGCGGAGGCCAACGACCCCAUCCCCCGCCGCACCCCCUCGACGGCCUAUGAGCAGCGACCGAAGAAGAAGAGGGUGCGCACCAGGAGGGUGAGGCGUACCACUUCUUCGGCGGCGCCGACUGACUCCGAGCUGGAGACGUCGACGCCCCCCGCUUCGGACCGCGAAGACAUUGCCGCGGCCCCUCCGCGGCCGCAGCGCCCCCCGCGCACUCCACGCACCCCGCGCGCCCCCCGUGGCCCUCGGGCGCGCGAAGAGGACGCCACCGCAACUAGGGCCGUCAGCGGCGCUGCCCCAGCAGCCCUCGCUGCCACCCUAGCCUCGGCAGCCACUACCGCACCUGCACACCGCCCGGUCUCACGAGGGCGUGCUGCAGGGACCUCUGACAGGGACAAUCAGGCGACAAUCAGGGCAGCGCCCGUGGCCAUUCCACCGCCGCCGCCGCGCCCUGCCCGCGACUGGGAGGUGUUCUCCCAGCGCCUCCAUAACUCCACCCCCAAUUUUCCGGUGGUCUCUGCUGAAGAUGUAGAAAAUCUGACGCAGCAGAUCACCGCCUCCAUCACUUCGGCCAUGGAAGCGGCCUCACAGACGGCCACAAGCCACAGCCGUAAAAGGGACGCACUGCCGAGCCACAUCGCCGACCUCAUUAAGGAGAAGAAGAAGUUGCGCAGGCGAUGGCAGGCGACCCGUUGCCCUCAACUCAAGACCGAGCUUAACCGCCUCACAGACCGGGUUAAGACGGCGAUGCGGGAGAAAAAUGCUGCCGACUGGACCCGGUGCAUUUUGGAAGCCGGUGAGGACUGGCAGUCCUUGCACCGCCUCUGCCGCAACCUCACCCACGCCACAGCCCCGACCAGACGAUGGCGAUGA
This is a messenger RNA of Aricia agestis (brown argus), 1239 nucleotides long. RefSeq lists its product as uncharacterized. Gene Ontology annotation, molecular function: nucleic acid binding; zinc ion binding. The transcript has a single exon. The record is from RefSeq and is a predicted model, not a curated record. NCBI's taxonomy places the organism in Eukaryota, Metazoa, Arthropoda, Insecta, Lepidoptera, Lycaenidae. Bases 1 to 1239 code for a protein of 412 amino acids.